This is a messenger RNA of Paecilomyces variotii, 1395 nucleotides long. Its product is annotated as kinase-like domain-containing protein. Gene Ontology annotation, molecular function: protein kinase activity; ATP binding. Gene Ontology annotation, biological process: spliceosomal complex assembly; regulation of mRNA processing; protein phosphorylation. Lineage: Eukaryota; Fungi; Ascomycota; Eurotiomycetes; Eurotiales; Thermoascaceae. The transcript has a single exon. The coding region runs from base 1 to 1395 and encodes 464 amino acids. The record is from RefSeq and is a predicted model, not a curated record.
AUGAGGAAAGUCUUGUUUUCCUCAGUCAAGCCGUCUUGUACUACGCCCCGAUUAUCCUGUCCAUUGGUCCAGUACAAUCAGCUUCGGUCUGCAUUAUCUUCCACUGCGUCGCGCUCAAUGACAUACAAACAUGAGUCUGUCCCCCAACUCUUAUACGUCCCCAUCGAGGGCGUUGAAAGACUGGAAAAUUACCGGACAGGGGGUUAUCACCCUGUUGAAAUUGGGGAUAAUUUUUGCGGUCGAUAUCGAGUAGUCCACAAGCUCGGUUACGGAUCGUACUCGACGACGUGGCUAGCCCGUGAUGAACAGUUAAAGAAAUAUGUGGCAGUUAAAGUCUGCACUGCAGACUCAGAUCCACAUGAAAUCAACACUUUAUCCGCUCUGACAAGAAGCCAAUCUUCCUCCGCCAGAAGCGUAGGUGAGACUAUGAUCCCUUCGGUUUUAGAUACGUUCAACGUUCAAGGCCCGAAUGGUAGCCACUCAUGCUAUGUGACUGUUCCAGCGAGAACUAGUCUCUCUGGUGCCAAAGAUGGGUCGUGGAAACGCCUCUUCCAACUUGAUGUCGCGAGGGCGUUGGCUGCGCAACUUACGAUUGCUGUCGAAUAUAUACAUGCUCGUGGAGUUGCUCAUGGAGACCUUCAUCUCGGAAAUAUCCUUCUCCAAUUGCCAUCGGACUUUGACCAGCUCUCAAUCGAAAGACUAUACGAGAAGUAUGGAGCACCAGAGAUGGAACCGGUGACUCAUUUAGAUGGCAAGCCUCUUCCGCCGGGUGUCCCGUCCCAUGGCAUCUCACCAGUAUGGCUUGGGGAAGCCAGUGAGAAAAUCGCCCUUUCGGAAGCUAGGAUCCUCCUCACAGAUUUUGGUGAAGCAUUUUCGCCUUCAGAAAAGCCAAAGUAUGGAUCUCAUGCCCCUCUUGGGAUCCGUCCCCCGGAGGUACGAUUUGAACCAACAAAGCCUCUGUCGUUUUCAUCAGAUAUCUGGAUGCUCGCUUGUACUAUCUGGGCUAUUAUUGCUCAGAGGCCGUUAUUUGAAAGCUUUCUUGCGACAGAGGAUGAUAUGACUUGUGAGCAUGUCGACGCUCUCGGUAUUUUACCACUCGAGUGGUGGCAGAAGUGGGAGCUGCGACGAGAGAGAUUCACGGAAGAUGGUACUCCAAUAAACCAUAACCCUUAUCGAUCGUGGGCGGAUCGUUUUGAGGACAGUAUACAGCAACCACGCCGAGAAAGUGGAUUGUCACCUUUUGACCCAGUGGAAAGAGAUGCCAUCUUUGCCCUGUUACGAUCCAUGCUGUCAUUUCGGCCUGAAGACCGACCCACGGCCCAGAAAGUUCUUGAGUCUGAAUGGAUGGUGAAAUGGGCUCUGCCCGAAUAUGAGAGGAUUGGAAAAUCCCUUUAG